Molecule: messenger RNA, 1894 nt
Organism: Oenanthe melanoleuca
Lineage: Eukaryota; Metazoa; Chordata; Aves; Passeriformes; Muscicapidae
Gene: PCTP
Product: phosphatidylcholine transfer protein
Exons: 6
Coding region: 33-728 (231 amino acids)
Molecular function (GO): phosphatidylcholine binding; phosphatidylcholine intramembrane carrier activity
Source: RefSeq, a predicted model, not a curated record
GCCCGGGCUGGGCCCGCCCGGCCGCGCCGGGGAUGGCGGGGCCGCCGGGGCUGCGGGGAUCGGGGGGGAUGGCGGAGCUGGAGGAGCCCUUAUCGCGGCGAUUCUCGGAGGAGCAGUUUCGAGCCGCCUGCCGGGAGCUGGACCAGCCGGCGCCGGUCGCGGGGACGCCCUGGCAGCUCCUGGUGGAGACCAUGGGCGUGCGGAUCUACCGGCUGUACCACGAGCAAUCAGGACUUUAUGAAUAUAAAAUCUUUGGUGGUCUUGCUGACAUUCCCCCAAAAUUGUGUGCAGAUGUCUACAUGGACUUGGAUUUCAGAAAAAAGUGGGAUCAGUAUGUUAAAGAACUGUAUGAGGAAACACAUGAUGGUGAAAAAGUAAUCUACUGGGAAGUGAAGUACCCUUUUCCUCUCUCAAACAGAGAUUAUGUCUAUAUUCGGGAAUGCCGGGAGAUGGAUGUGGAUGGGAGGAAGAUCUGGGUUGUGUUAGCAAAAAGUGUGGCUGUUCCUCAGUACCCUGAGAAGCCUGGUAUUAUCAGAGUUAAAAGCUAUAAACAAAGCCUGGUAAUUGAAAGUGAUGGCAAGGCUGGAUGUAAAGUCUAUAUGUACUAUUUUGAUAAUCCUGGUGGCAUGAUUCCAUCCUGGCUGGUCAACUGGGCUGCCAAGAGUGGUGUGCCUGCUUUCUUGAAGGAUAUACAAAAAGCUUGCCUUAAUUAUUCUAAGAGCACAUAGGUGUUGAGAUUUAUCUUAAUUAUUUAAUUCUUAGAUCUCUGCUCUUACAGGAGCAGCUGUUGUAUAUUACACUGGAUAAAAUCUACCUCUAAUAUUGGAAAAGAAUUAUUCUAGUUGAGUUAUGCAUCAAGUUUUACUAGAUUUUUUUCCAUCUCUAACUGAAGAGCUGGCCACUGGCAAGGUAACACCAACAUCAGCUGCAGCUUUUGAAAGUACUCAAGUUUAGCCUUGUUCCCCAUGCUUUGCUUAUGCUGCUUGUCAGGUGUCAGCUAGAGGAGUUCUGUGAUGGAUAUGUUACAUCUUUGCACAAGAGACAACAAUCUUACUAGAAAAAUGUCUGAACUUGGACUGCAAAUUGCCUGCAUGUGUAAUGCCUGGAUCUGCCUUUGUUACCUUGCAGGGUGGCUUCCUCCUGAAACUCAGUAAUGGAGCUUGCAUUGCACAGGAGGAAAUGCUUUUGCUACCCAAGUUUGUCAUUCUUAAAUUCUCUGCCUGAUAUAAACCUAAAAAAUGCUGAGGGAUGAGGUAAAUUACUAAAAAUGUUCAGUAGGAACUGGAAGUCUGUGAUGUUAGGCUCCCUUAAAUCCAGAUGUAAACGAUUGAGCUUAAAGCCUUGCACUCACAGCUCCACACUUCUGUAUGAAAAGGAAAAACCCUUAGCUGUGUCCAGCUAGCAAAAAAAAGGAGGAGGUGACUUCUUGCAUGUCUGAUUUAGGGGAACAAGUUUUAUCUUCAGAGUCAGUAGCCUUACCUGUAAAGCAGCUUGGAUACCAUCUUAAAACUGGAAGUAAUUUUUAAUUGGAUGCUUGCCACUGAAUGUGGAUGAGCUUGAUGUGGCAAUUGGACUUGCUUGCAUCUUUAAAUUUCAUGCUGAUAUAAAGAAUGGAUGGUGAUACACUAAGAGCUUAAAUGAGCAGAAAAUUAAAUUUCCAGCACGCUUUGGGGGGGUGGGGUGCAGGGAGUGCAUAAAAGAACAAGAGGACAUAAUUCUCAGGGAUUACAGAUAUUCUCAUCAUUGCAUAAUAAUGUUGUUCCUAAAUCUAAUCCUAUUUCUGAAUGUCUGGUAAUGGAGUAGCUUUGUCUUGUUACAAAAUUAUCAAUUGCAAUUAUUGCCUUUAUACCCUGUGUGAAUAUUUGCUUCCAAUAAAUCAUUAUUUUGUCCAUGA